Messenger RNA from Funneliformis geosporum, 1015 nucleotides. The record is from the annotation of a GenBank genome assembly. NCBI's taxonomy places the organism in Eukaryota, Fungi, Glomeromycota, Glomeromycetes, Glomerales, Glomeraceae.
AACAACGUUGCUAGUAGACAGAUUUUAGCUCAGAGCCUUUUAGAUCUAAUCGACCAGAAGAAAAGCACCGCCGAUACUGCUUAUGUACCAGAAACGGUUAACAAUCUUGAGAAGUCAUAUGAGCCAGAGAUUAAUGAAAUUACUAAUUGUAGUUCCUUAGAACCAGCUCAUGAAAUAGAAGUAGUUGCUUCGCAAUCGGUCAUUGCAGAUAUCCCUCAGGAAGAAAUCUCUGUGGUGGAUUCAAAAAUAGAGAUAGAAAGACCAGAGGAAGAAGAUUCUUCUGUUGAUAGCUUACCAGGUCCCAAAGGGACCCCACCAACCAUAAAUGAUGUGAAUAGCCAGACUUUCUCGAACAUUGCUACCGAAUUCAUACAAGAUUUGUUGGAAGAGCUACUCGGUCCCAGAGGGACCCUCUCAUCUGAUAAUUUACUUCUGAAAGAUGUAAAGUUUUCUUCUCCCAAAACCAUAGUUCCUGGAUCAAUAAGUAUUAAGAGACUUGCAAAUUCAUUCUGCCAAGCAAAUGGUGCAAGAAAUAAAUCGAUCAUAGCGAAGCAAACAGAGAUUUCAUUAUGGUGGUGCUAUUCUGAAAAAUUCGAAGACAAGUUUGUGGAGCUUAGGUCUGGAAAUAAAAAACUUACAGAUCAGACCGCAAGAAAGCAGAUUUACAAUGAAAUGAAACUGUAUCUUACAGGCGUUUCCGAUGUAUAUUUACGCAAGAUAACAAGCAAAGCAAGAAAAAUCAAUAAGCUAUUUGGUUAUGAAUAUGAUCCUGUAACUCUGCAAAAGAUAAAAGGUAUAGGCAGACAUAUGAUUCAGCGGGUCACUUAUAGUGUUGAUAGUAUUUCAAGACUCACUAAUCCUCAAAUCGAAUACAUCAUAGAACAGAGUUAUGAGAACGAAAUCGCCUCAACCAUAGCCAAUACAUCAGCUAAUAACCCCUCAGAUGAUAAUUUUAGUGACACAUCUAAUAUUACAGAUUAUUUUAAGGAAGAAGGAGCGAAUGAUUCGGCUGAAG